Sorex fumeus (smoky shrew) is the source of this 2196-nucleotide messenger RNA. RefSeq names its product family with sequence similarity 117 member A (gene FAM117A). The transcript is spliced from 8 exons. The coding region runs from base 37 to 1365 and encodes 442 amino acids. The record is from RefSeq and is a predicted model, not a curated record. Lineage: Eukaryota; Metazoa; Chordata; Mammalia; Eulipotyphla; Soricidae.
CUCGCGGUGGGGCCGAGGCUGGGAGCCGGGCGGGCGAUGGCGGGGGUUGCAGCGGGCGGCAGAGGCGGAGGUGCCUGGGGGCCGGGGCGUGGAGGGGCCGGGGGGCUCCGGCGGGGCUGCUCACCCCCAGCCCCCGCCGGCUCCCCUCGGGCUGGGCUGCAGCCGCUCAGGGCCACGGUCCCCUUCCAGCUGCAGCAGCCGCACCAGCGCCGGGACGGGGGUGGCCGCGCAGCCAGCGUCCCAUGCUCCGUGGCCCCAGAAAAGUCUGUGUGCAGGCCUCAGCCACCCCAGGUCCGACGUACAUUUUCUCUGGACACCAUCCUCAGCUCCUACCUUCUGGGCCAGUGGCCACGAGAUGCAGAUGGGGCCUUCACCUACUGUACCAAUGACAAAGCCACCCAGACGCCCCUGUCCUGGCAAGAGCUGGAAGGUGAACGGCCCAGCUCCUGCACGCACAAGCGCUCGGCGUCCUGGGGCAGCACGGACCACCGGAAAGAGAUCACCAAGCUGAAGCAGCAGUUGCAGAGGACCAAGCUGAGCCGCGGCGGGAAGGAGAAGGAGCGGGGCUCCCCACUGCGGGGGACUCUCAGGGCUUCCCCUCCCAGCUUCCCCUCAGGGCCCCCCAGCCUGCGCCUCAGCCCCUGCCUGCACCGGAGCCUGGAGGGCCUCAACCAGGAGCUGGAGGAGAUGUUCGUGAAGGAGCAGGGCGAGGAGGAGCUGCUGCGGAUCCUUGAAGUUCCUGAUGGGCACCGCGCCCCCGCACCCCCCCAGAGUGGCAGCUGCGAUCAACCCCUGCUCCUGCGGGAACCUGGCAUCUUUGCCAGCUCACCCUCCGUGCCCCUGGCAUCUCCGCAGCCUUGUGGCCAGGCCAGCCAGGAGGACUCCCGUGGGGCGGUCCCCCACGACAAAGCCUUCUCUCCAGGCCAGCCUGCCUUCCUGGAAGAUGGCAGCCCGUCUCCAGUCCUUGCCUCCGCCGCCUCCCCCAGGCCCAACCAUAGCUACGUCUUCAAACGGGAGCCGCCCGAAGGCUGUGAGAGAGUGCGCGUGUUUGAAGAGGCCACGUCCCCAGGGCCCGACCUGGCCUUCCUCUCUUCCUGUCCUGACAAGAACAAAGUCCAUUUCAACCCGACCGGCUCGGCCUUCUGCCCCGUCAGCUUGAUGAAGCCCCUCUUCCCCAGCAUGGGCUUCAUCUUCCGUAACUGCCCCUCCAGCCCCGGGUCCCCGCUGCCCCCUACCAGCCCCCGGCCCCCACCUCGGAAGGAUCCAGAGGCCUCAAAGGCCUCCUCCUCGCUGCCGUUUGAGCCAUGGCAGCUCCCCCCGCCGGCAGAAGAACCUGUGCUGUUCCAGAGCUCCUUGAUGGUCUGAAGGACCCCCGCGUUUCCAUGGAGACCAGUGCCUUGGUGGCAGGCUCCUCCCUGUCCCCUGAGCUGGGGGAUGAAGGAGCCCUUCCCUCUCGGCCUUCGAGCACUUUCAUUUAUUGUGUCAAAGCCCCGGGUCCUCAUCCUGUUGGACACGGGCCCCUGGGAAUGGAAGGGGUCCCGCCUUCCCUGCUAGCAGCUAGGCAGCUCACAAGUCCCACCUGUGUUCUCCACACCUUCCUCACUUGGUGGAAAGUCCCAGUGGGGGUCCAUUUGGGAGUGCAGCCAGCUGCUGAGUGAAGGAGAGGGGUGCCCUCCUCCAAGGCUGCAGAACCCCCAUCCCUCCAUCCCCCCACCUCAUCCCUCCCUCUAACUGGAGGAGCUGACCAAAGUAGCCCUCAGGGGCCCCACACUUGACCAAUCCAGCUGCUGGCAGAGGGGGCAACCAAGCGCUUUCCCAAGUGGCAUUUUCAUCUCGCUUUCACCCUGACUAAGAUUGUCUUAAGCAGCCGCCAGCCUGCCCAGCCCCAGGUGGGUAAUGGGGGAGAGGGAGAGCUGGCAUUGCUCGGGGUGGCCAGUGGUGACUGUCCACCCUCCACCUGCCCCAGGACUGGGUGGGAUUAGAAAAGGCCUAUUUUUCUGGUAUUGAUGUAGAAACUCUAUUUUCUCCCAAAGACACUAUUUUUGCAGCUGUUUGAAGUUUGUAUAUUUUCCGUAUUGCAGAGCUACCCGAAACUGAAGAAGAAUGUUAAUGUUCAAGUUUUCUUAUCCUGUGUUUAGAGUUUUUUUUUUUCAGAUCUUGGUGUUAAAUAAACUAAAUAAAUAAGUAUUCCCAGAA